GUUGUGUGACACUGUGUUGCGGUGCUGCUACAACAUUGCCUCAGUGUGUGAUGAUGGACAAGCUGUUGAGAAUCCACACUCUCUCUGGGUUCUUUCACUCAUCCAGGCAUGAGAAACUAGCCACGCCUGAGACAGGCAUGGCUGGGGACAGUCUAAGCCAUUCUUUAGGGAGAAGUUAAUGCUUGGUACUGGUAGUUGCUGACUGCUCCCUUGGAGAGGCUGCUUUGUUUCCUUGUACCAAGUGGGCAAGGCCAGUGGCCGUGAUGAAAUUGACACCCACAGACAAGGAGCUCUUUUGGCUCUCACCUCCUCAGGGCUUUCUGAGGCAGAACUCAUUUGUCUGCUCCUCACUUCCACAGCACCAGACAAUCAGAGCCUCUUUGUCAGAGGAGCUGAGCACUGGGCCAGAGUACACACGCUGGGGCCUUUUGGGUGAGACAGCCCACCUCUCCCGCUCGGGGUGUCGGUUUCCCCCCGCACCUAGGUGGCAUCGUGAGGUGCCCCAUUUUGGGCACAAGAGGCCAAAGGCGCCAGCCUACUUGUGAUGAGGGCGUGAGGAGCAGCAAAUGCUGGAUCUGGCCAUCCUGGAAAGUAUUGCCCUGCCGUCCAGCUUUCUGACCCAUUAGAAGGGGACAGAGCGAGCCUUGAAGAAGGGAAGUUCUGUCCCCAUUCAAAGGAACCAGCUGCAUGGCACAGCAGGGAAAGGAAAGGCAGUUCUGUGGCUGUGGCUUCUCUCCAAGGUCAGUGCAUACAGUGCUGCCAAACCUGCAGCCACAGGGCCCCUCCAGACCACCAGUUCCCACCUCAUCUGGCAGUGGUUGCUCCGCUCCCCACAGCACAGGGUAGGAGCUGCUGCACAAAGAUAAAUGCAUCAAGAAAGAGAGGAACUGAAUCCGUAUGAGAAGCAAUGGAGACCCCUGGUAGCACUCCGCCCUCCGUCACUCCCAACUGGAACACAUUUCCCCAACAGAUCUUGGAGUCUGUGGACAUUGUUGUUCUUGUUCUGUACUUUGUAUUCGUCCUGGCUGUUGGAUUGUGGUCCAUGUGGAAGACAAAGCGAAGCACGGUGAAGGGCUAUUUCCUGGCUGGAGGAAAGAUGGUUUGGUGGCCUGUGGGUGCGUCCCUGUUUGCUAGUAAUGUUGGGAGUGGGCAUUUCAUAGGCCUGGCUGGAUCAGGGGCAGCGUCAGGAAUCGCUGCUACGGCGUAUGAGUGGAAUGGAAUGUUUUGUGUUUUGGUGCUGGCCUGGCUAUUUCUUCCUAUUUACAUAGCAGCUGGGGUUACAACCAUGCCUGAGUACUUACAGAAACGCUUUGGUGGCAAAAGAAUACAGAUAUUCCUGGCAAUUCUCUAUUUGUUUAUCUAUAUAUUCACCAAAAUAUCAGUUGAUAUGUAUGCUGGGGCCCUGUUCAUUCAGCAAGCCUUACGCUGGGACCUCUAUGUUGCUGUCAUUGGUCUGCUGGCAAUCACUGCUGUUUACACUGUUGCAGGUGGCCUGGCAGCUGUGAUUUACACAGACACUCUGCAGACUGUCAUCAUGCUGGCUGGGGGAUUAAUUCUUAUGGGAUUCAGCUUUGUUAAAAUUGGUGGGCUUGGAAGUUUGCAGGCCAAAUACUUUAAAGCCAUUGCUAGUAGCCACAAAGGAAACAGUAGCUGUGGCUUACCAAGAGAAGAUGCCUUCCACAUUUUUCGAGACCCUGUCACCUCUGACCUUCCCUGGCCAGGAGUUCUGAUUGGAAUGACCAUCCCAUCUCUGUGGUACUGGUGUACAGAUCAGGUCAUUGUUCAAAGGUCCCUUGCAGCUAAAAACCUUUGUCAUGCCAAAGGAGGUUCAUUGUUGGCCUCCUAUCUGAAAAUUUUGCCUCUCUUCAUGAUGGUGAUGCCAGGCAUGAUCAGCCGAGUUCUCUUCCCAGACCUGGUGGCCUGUGCAGACCCAGAAAUCUGUCAGAAAAUCUGUGGCAACCCAUCUGGCUGUUCUGAUAUUGCUUACCCCAAACUGGUCAUAGAACUGCUGCCUCUAGGGCUCAGGGGCCUCAUGAUGUCAGUGAUGAUUUCAGCACUUAUGUCCUCCCUGACUUCCAUCUUUAACAGCUCCAGCACCAUAUUCACCAUGGAUCUCUGGCGGCACUUCCGGCCCUGUUCUUCUGAGUGGGAACUUAUGCUUAUCGGCAGGGUGUUUGUGCUUCUGCUCGUGGUGGUGUCCAUUCUGUGGAUCCCACUGGUGCAGGCGAGCCAAGGGGGGCAGCUAUUCAUUUACAUCCAGACAAUCAGCUCCUACCUACAGCCCCCGGUGGCCAUGGUUUUCAUCCUGGGCUGUUUCUGGAAGAGAACGAAUGAAAAGGGUGCGUUCUGGGGCCUGCUGACUGGCAUGCUGCUGGGCUUCAUCCGACUGGUGCUGGACUUUGUCUACCCGCAGCCCCAGUGCGGGGAGCCAGACCACCGGCCGGCCGUGGUGAGAUACGUGCACUACCUGUACUUCUCAAUGAUCCUCAGUGUCAUCACGACUGUCACUGUGGUGGUCGUGAGCCUGCGCACAGAACCUCCCUCGGAAGAAAUGAUCAGUCAUCUCACCUGGUUCACACGCUGGGAUCGACCAGCCAAGAAACAGCCAGCAGUCAGUACUUCUCCUGAUUCUGGAAGUGGCAUAUGUAAGUCUGAGGGUCCGCCUGCCCAGCUCGAUAUUAGCGUUGUUCCUGAAAAUAUUUCCAAUGACAAUACAAGUGUGACUGGUACUCAAAAAGGGUCUAAACUGAUGAGAGUCUUCUUGUGGCUCUGUGGGAUGGAGAGCAAACGAGAACAUCCUCCUGAGAACACAGCGCCUACCAGCCCUGAAUGUGCUUUGGCUUCACUGGAUGAGCAGCCUUCGGUGAAACACAUUCUGAACAUCAACUUGAUACUAUGCAUAUGUGCCGGCAUCUUUCUCUGGGGCUACUUUGCAUAGCAGCUUGCCAGACGAUUCAAGGGACACAGUCAACUAAUUUUAGGCCCCCGAAUUAAGAUUGGUAUAAAUAAUAAUAAUAUAAUUAUUGAUGGUUCAGUGUGAUUUGUAAUCCAUUCUUACAUUUCAUAGGAAAAAAACGUAACUAUUUUAGUUACACUUAAUGAAGGGCUCGCUCCUGAGAGUUGCUGAGGUUCCUUCUCUUCUGCCUCAGCACCAAUGAUAUCAGGCCCCAGACAGUGAUGGGCUGUAUGUGUGUAAGGGGUUGGGGGAGGUUUGGAAGGCAGAAGGGAUUUGUUUGGUUAUGUUUCCCAUCUUGAUAGUUUUGCACUUAAAGCACUAGGGACUCAGGAGAUCUGCCUGCCCUGUGCAAAGCACUUAAUUUCUCUGUGCCUUAACUCCCCCAUCUGUAAGAAUGGUAAUAAUAAUCCUUCCCCACCUCCAAGCAGUGUCGUGAGGAUCAAUAUUUAUGUUUGCAAGAUACUUAGAUACUGUAGUGAUGGGGACAGUAUUGGCAUAUAGAGAUUAUAGAGAUUAAGGAAAACAAAACAUUGUACCAAAAUGUAUGUACAUGUAUGGUGGAUAAAUGUGUGCGUGCCUAUGUUGUACAGCUCGUUAGGUUCCAUUGGCAUUUCUGUAAUACAGUUGGCACUAACAUUAAUAUAGAUUUUUUUUUGUAAUUCUUUGCAUACAUUUUUAAAAAGUCAGGGAGUUUCUUAGUGUGGGAAGUUAAAUCUUCCGCAGGGCUGUAAAUCCAAACACAAUGCGGGGGUUGUGUAUGUGGACUAGGAAAU
Dermochelys coriacea (leatherback sea turtle) is the source of this 3729-nucleotide messenger RNA. RefSeq names its product solute carrier family 5 member 11 (gene SLC5A11). NCBI's taxonomy places the organism in Eukaryota, Metazoa, Chordata, Testudines, Dermochelyidae. Bases 908 to 2938 code for a protein of 676 amino acids. Gene Ontology annotation, cellular component: plasma membrane. Gene Ontology annotation, biological process: transmembrane transport. Gene Ontology annotation, molecular function: D-glucose:sodium symporter activity. The record is from RefSeq and is a predicted model, not a curated record. The transcript is spliced from 17 exons.